Engraulis encrasicolus (European anchovy) is the source of this 6654-nucleotide messenger RNA. RefSeq names its product microtubule associated serine/threonine kinase 3b (gene mast3b). Bases 497 to 5134 code for a protein of 1545 amino acids. Gene Ontology annotation, biological process: intracellular signal transduction; peptidyl-serine phosphorylation. The transcript is spliced from 27 exons. Lineage: Eukaryota; Metazoa; Chordata; Actinopteri; Clupeiformes; Engraulidae. Gene Ontology annotation, molecular function: magnesium ion binding; protein binding; ATP binding. The record is from RefSeq and is a predicted model, not a curated record.
AGAGAGAGAGGGGGGGGGUGGUAUAAGAACAGUGUGCAUGUUCCAAUUCAAAGCUUAACAAUAUCUGCGAGCUUGGAACAGCAUUUCAGUCUGUUUUGCUCUGGCGGGGAAAGGGCGAUUGAUCACCUCGAUCAGCGCAAGUUCCCACCUCCCUCCCCUGUCAGACGAAUGGGAGUGGCGACAAGCCCACAUCAUCUUGAAUGCAUUGUCACCUAUCGAUGCUGCGAUUGUUCAUUCGGGUUGCUCGCUUUUGCGCGUCCAUUCGCAACUUGGCUGUUCGUCACAUGAACUUGGUUAACUCGGCAAAAUACUUCAGGAGGCAUUGCUAGUAAGACACGGGUACACGAAGAGUGCACUGUAGGGCGUUCUACAGAGAACAGAUGUUCGUGAUGUUGAAGACGAUAACCGAAAGCUCAGAGAAUUUCUCGCUGCCGUGGCGUGACUGAGGUGCAACCACUUUACGAACGCAGCGACUCACUCCCACCCCGCAGAAGGGAUGAAAUCGCGCAGAGACAAGCUGAAGAUUCCUUCUCUGACAUUGGAUUUGUCUCCCACAUGCCAGAGCCCCGCCCCUGCCAACGUCAGCCCAUGCAGUCCAUGCAGCCCCUGCAGCCCCUUACUAACAUUACAUCCCUGGAGUUGCCGUAGCAACAACAGGAAGAGCCUGGGAGUGGGAACUCCAUCCCCAACGCUGUCUCGGCCCCUGUCCCCCCUCUCCGUCCAUGCAGCAGCCAGCAGUCCGCUAGACAGCCCAAGGAAUGUCUCCACCAGUGCCUCCGUCAACUUCCCCUUCGCCCGCAGGGCUGAAGGAAGGAGGUGGUCGCUGGCCUCUCUCCCCUCUUCAGGCUAUGGAACCAACCCACCCAGCUCCACCGUCUCGUCGUCCUCCUCAUCUCAGGAGCGUCUCCAUCAGCUGCCUUACCAGCCCACGCAGGACGAGCUGCACUUCCUCUUCAAGCACUUCCGCAGCUCCGAGAGCGUAACCGACGACGACGGACGACCCUCCGCACAGACGCAGAUGAGGCCGCGAUCACGUAGUCUCAGCCCUGGCAGGACGAGUGGCUCGUUUGACAAUGAGAUCGUCAUGAUGAACCACGUGUAUAAGGAGCGCUUCCCAAAGGCCACAGCGCAGAUGGAGGAGCGCUUGCGUGAGGUGGUGACCCAGUGCUCCCCGGACAGCGCCCUGCCCCUGGGGGACGGCGUGCUGGGCUUCAUCCAGCACCAGCUGGUCGAGCUGGCCAGAGACUGCCUGGACAAGUCCCGCAAGGGCCUCAUCACCUCCCGCUACUUCAUGGAGCUGCAGGAGAAACUGGACAAGCUAUUGCACGAGGCGUUUGAGCGUUCGGAGAGUGCGGAGGUGACGGUGAUUAGUCAGCUGGUGAGGAAGAUGCUGAUCAUCAUCUCCCGGCCGGCCAGGCUGCUGGAGUGUCUGGAGUUUGAUCCUGAGGAGUUCUACCACCUGCUGGAGGCUGCGGAGGGCCAUGCCAAGGUCGGCCAGGGCAUCAAGACCGACAUCCCCCGAUACAUCAUCAACCAGCUGGGCCUCAACCGAGACCCGCUCGAUGGCAUGGUGCAGUUGGACCAGUACGAUUCCACCCCCUCACUGACCGUGGAGUCGGAGGAGUCACCUGAUCAGAACCGCUCUCUGCUCACACCCCCUCGCAGGAAACCGUUGGAGAGCGAUUUCGAGACUAUCAAACUCAUCAGCAACGGGGCUUAUGGGGCUGUGUACUUGGUGCGACACAAGGAGACUCGUCAGCGGUUCGCAAUGAAGAAGAUCAACCGUCAGAACCUGAUCCUGAGGAACCAGAUCCAGCAGGUGUUUGUGGAGCGUGACAUCCUCACCUUUGCCGAGAACCCCUUUGUAGUCAGCAUGUUCUGCUCCUUCGAGACGAGACGACACCUGUGCAUGGUAAUGGAGUACGUGGAAGGUGGUGACUGUGCCAACCUGCUGAAGAACAUGGGGCCGCUGCCCGUGGACAUGACGCGCAUGUACUUCGCCGAGACCGUGUUGGCCCUCGAGUACCUCCACAACUAUGGCGUCGUGCACCGCGACCUCAAACCAGACAAUUUGCUGAUCACCUCCAUGGGUCACAUCAAGCUGACGGACUUUGGGCUGUCCAAGGUGGGCCUGAUGAAUAUGACUACCAACUUGUAUGAGGGACACAUGGAGAAGGACACCCGCGAGUUUGUGGACAAGCAGGUGUGCGGCACCCCAGAGUACAUCGCUCCGGAGGUGAUCCUGCGUCAGGGCUACGGCAAGCCGGUGGACUGGUGGGCUAUGGGGGUCAUCCUGUAUGAGUUCCUGGUAGGCUGCGUCCCCUUCUUCGGAGACACACCUGAGGAACUAUUUGGACAGGUGGUCAGCGAUGACAUCAUAUGGCCGGAUGGGGAUGAUGCUCUGCCUGUCGACGCCCAGAACCUCAUCACCCGCCUGCUAAGACAGAGUCCACUGGAGAGACUUGGCACAGGUGGCGCUCCAGAGGUGAAGCAGCAUCCCUUCUUCUUUGGUCUGGACUGGAACGGCCUGCUCAGGCUGAAGGCAGAGUUCAUCCCUCAGCUGGAGUCAGAAGACGACACUAGCUACUUUGACACUCGAUCAGAACGCUACCACCACCUGGGAUCAGACGAGGAUGAGGAGACUAAUGAUGAAGAGUCGUCCCUGGAGAUACGCCAGUUCUCCUCCUGGUCCAACCGCUUCAGCAAGGUGUACAGCAGUACGGAGCACCUGGCGACCCCCUGUAACCUGAGCCUGUCGUCGGAGCGCAGCCCCAGCGAGGACAAGGACGAUGGCCGAGCCCAUUCCCCUUCCCCCUCCCCAUCCCCAUCCUCCCUCGGCACUGACAUGCUCCGCACGCCCGACGAGAGACGCCUUUCCGCACAGAGGGCCAGUUUGCGGGUGCGUGCCUCCUCCGGUUCCUCCCAGUCUGAGCGCAGCACCAGUCCUCUGGUCAUCAGCAGCACACACAGUCUGGAGACCAUGCCACGCUUCGCACUAUCCACCGACGACGAGGCAGAGGUGGUGGUCUCCAACCUGCACCGCAUCCGUAUCCGUAGCAACAGUACGGGCGCCAAGCACUCGUCUCCACGGGAGCAAGGGGGAUGCUCUCGCCAGCGCUAUGGCAACCAGCUGGACACGCCCGACAAGCACAGCAGAGAACGUCACUCUAUAGGCCGGGUACCCAAGUCAGCAUCCGUAUCCGCCCUGUCUCUCAUCAUCACCGCAGAUGAGGCGUGUGGCGGUCUCCAGGCUAGCCCCAUCUCCCCGCGCUCCCUCUCCUCCAACCCCUCGUCCCGAGACUCCUCCCCCAGCCGCGGGGACCUGUCCCUCAGCCUCAGCUGCCUGCGCCCCCCCAUCCUCAUCCACUCCUCGGGCAAGAAGUACGGCUUCACGCUGCAGGCCAUCCGCGUCUACAUGGGAGACUCAGACGUCUACACCGUGCACCAUGUCGUCUCGAGUGUGGAGGAGGGGAGCCCAGCUCAUGAGGCCGGUCUUAGGGCCGGUGACCUCAUCACCCAUGUCAACGGGGAGUCAGUCCAGGGGCUCAUGCACACAGAGAUGAUGGAACUGCUGCUGAAGAGUGGCAACAAGGUGGCACUGCAGACCACUGCUCUGGAGAACACGUCCAUCAAGAGGGGCCCUGCGCGCAAGGCCAGCUACAAGGGCAAGAUGGCCCGGCGCAGCAAGAAGAGCAAGCGCAGGGAUACACAGGACCGUCGGCGUAGCAUCCUGAAGAAGUUGUCCAGGCAGAGUGGGGUCAUGCAGAGCAGUCGCAGCUUCUCCUCGGCUUCUGGCCUGCAGCACUCGGUCUCCUCCAGCGAGAGUCUGCCCGGAUCCCCCACACACAGCCUCUCCCCUGGGCCCUCCACGCCAUGCAGGAGCCCCGCACCAGACCACCACCCCUCAGACGCCGUGUCUCCCCAGAGCACCUCCCCAUGCUCCAGCUCCCCCGGCUCCCCGGCGGCCCACAUCCGGCCCAGCUCCCUGCAUGGCCUGGGCUGCUCUAAGCUGGCGGCGGGCAGCCGCUACACCAAGGCGGGCCGCCGCAAGUCCACCAGCAGCAUCCCGCCCUCGCCGCUGGCCUGCACCUCGCCGCAGCGCUCCCCUUCCCCACUCCCCAACAUCGCCAAGGCCCUGCAGCUGCAGUCCUCCUCCUUCCACGGGCGCACCCUCUCCCCGCCCACGCUGGUGCGCCAGGCCGUGGGGAGGCCGCGCAGCGCCGAGCCCCCUAGGUCGCCCCUCCUGAAGCGGGUACAGUCGGCGGAGCGCCUCCCCGGCGCGUCCUACCACCACCAUCAGCACCACCAGCAGCAGCAGCACGAUCAUCGCAAGGCCUUCGCCCCGCGCAGACACACGCUGGAGGUGCCGCACGCCGACCAGGACGCCCUGGCAGAGCUGGAUGCUGAACUCAUGUGUCUCGGUGGAGGUGGAGGAGGGGGUGGGCGUCUGGGCUCGUACGGCACCCCCCAGCGGCUGUGGGUGUCGGCGGGGGGCACGGAGCAGCUGGUGGUGAUGCGCAAGCUGAAUCUAUCAGAGCGGCGCGACUCCUUCAAGAAGCAGGAGGCCGUGCAGGAGGUGAGCUUCGACGACCCAGACGAGAAGCCCACGUCGACGGUCACCGUGACCACCACCGCCGCCUCCUCCCCUCUGGCCACCAGCACCUCCGUCACCUCCUCUUCUACCUCCACCUUGGCGAUGCCACCCAGCCCGCCCCGGCACCAUCGCGUGGCCUGGCUGACGGUGCGAUCUGCAGAGUCGUACGGGGGGGAGGAGGAGGGAGGCGCGGCAGGAGGGGUGGUGCUGAGGAGGUGUCCCCUGGUGCCGCAGAUCGCGGUGCAGGGCUCCGAGAGCGAGGAGCAUGACGACUGGGAACCCUGCUCUGACGAGGAGGAGGAGGAGGAGGAGGAGGUGCAGGUGCAGGGAGAGGAAGAGUCGACCACCACCACCACUACUACCACACUGGAGGCAGAGAAGGGCGGCAGUGCUGGAACGCAAGCACAGCCAUCGCCUGCCUCAACUACCAACACCUCCACUUCCAGCUCCACCUCGGCCAUGCCUGGCAACGUGCAGUGGGUGGUGUCUAAAGUCAGUCCCCCCAGCCCCCCUAAAGGGAAGAAGCAAAAGGAGAAGUGAAACUAUACUACUUUAUCUCCAUAAAGUGGAGAGAGCGAGUAGAAGGGGGAAAAAAUAGAGUCAAGUGGUCGUGUUUCCUACAGCAGUGUCAGCGACCUGGUUUAGUCCUAAUGGGACUGUGGAGCAGUCGUUGCCAGCCGCCUCAAAGCUGAACGCAUUUUGUAAUUUUGGACAGUUCUGGUCAAAAUUGUCAAAUCUUCCUGAUGGUAUUUUUGUACUUUUUUUUCUCUUUUUUUGUAAAUAUGUAAUUGAGAAAGUUCAGAGGUACACUGGGAGAAACUGGCAGUCAUCCGAAAAUGUUCCCACUAUGAAGCUUGAAGACCAGACCAAGUAGCCAAGAUCAAGCUGAUGAAUUGUUUCUUAUUUAGCAGAUACAUGAGGGCCUGGGAGGGUUUUUGUUUGUUUUAUUUAGGGGUUUUUUUUGUUUUUUUUGUGGAUUUUUAAAAUGUAUUUAUUACUGAUAUACAAAUACAUGUUUUCGGCUGCUUUUGGCUGAUUGGCUUUGAGUGGACACACAACACCAGUCCAGCUAAUGAAAAAUGUAGCUGAAGAAAGUUCAAGCACAAUUCUUCUCAGGCCAGGGAAUCUGAGGUCAGUUGGAAAAAAAGACUAACUUUACUCUCUUUUGUUACAUACAACAUUCCUCUCUCUGCUAGUCACCUGGAUUUGCAGGUGCUCAUCUUUGCUUUUAUUUAUGAAUGAUGAACGUGCGUAUGGCCAGCCAGGAAGCUAAAUGGGAUGCGAGUCUGUAAGCCAUAUCUCACACUGAGGUAUUUUCGUUAUCGUUGUUUAUACAGUAAUCUCCUUCCAUCUCCGCCAGGUGUAGAGAGAUCCAUACUACUACAUGCUGGGCAGGUGUUUUUUUCCUCCAUCUUAUGUUAGGGUCCUCAGUGAUCCACACAACAACUAUGGACUUGUACAAUGGACAACUUUUACAUGUUUUUAUGAAAAGGGGGCAUGGACUUGAUUGCUAGUGGAAUUGGAAACCUGGACAAAUUCUGAGACACACACACACACACAUACACGCACACACACUUUGUAAGUACGUCUUGCCUUGGCAGUGGGGGUCAAUCUGACAUCUCUCUCCUGCUGCUCUAUUGUUCUGUGUGUGUGUGUGUGUGUGUGUGUGUGUGUGUGUGUGUGUGUGUGUGUGUGUGUGUGUGUGUGUGUGUGUGUGUGUGUGUGUGUGUGUGUGUGUGUCUUAUGCAAUCCUAACCUUUGACCCCCUCCGUCCAGCCCUGCAUGAGGCUGUGUCGCCCUUUUCUUCUCCUCUCCUCUCCUCGCGACGUUUGACGAAGUGGGCUCGCUCGUCUUGGCUUCCUCUGUAUUCUACGGGUUAAUGUUUACAUGUGGACUGUCCUCAUUCACCGUCCAAACUUGCCACGCUGCACGCACGCUCUGUCCCACUGAAGGAAGGGAAGAGAAACGAGAGAGAAAGAAAGAGAGAGAGAGGGGGAAGAACAAGAAUGGAAGGAUGAACGAACGAACGAACAGAUGGAUGAAUGGAUGGGUGGUUUGAU